Messenger RNA from Pimephales promelas (fathead minnow), 1653 nucleotides. Lineage: Eukaryota; Metazoa; Chordata; Actinopteri; Cypriniformes; Leuciscidae. The record is from RefSeq and is a predicted model, not a curated record.
UCUUUACAAAGGAAGAACAUUCAUAUGCGGAAGAAGCAAGAAGCUGGAAAACAAUCGGGUGGAUCGACGAACUGUAACUUUGAAUAAGGAAUAAAAGAAACAGACGACGGCGUGACAUUUGGCCUGCUCAACUAUUUCUGUCUCUGGUGGACGGUUUCCACAUUAAGAAAGGGCAAGAUGGAGUUCCUGUUUGGAAAAAGAAAGACUCCGGAGGAGAUGCUCAGACAGAAUCAGAGAGCGCUAAACAGAGCCAUGCGAGAUCUAGACAGAGAACGCCAGAGGCUGGAGCAACAGGAGAAGAAAAUAAUUGCUGACAUUAAGAAAAUGGCCAAACAAGGACAGAUGGAUGCUGUGAAGAUCAUGGCUAAGGACUUGGUCCGCACAAGACGAUACGUUAAGAAAUUCAUAAUGAUGAGAGCCAAUAUUCAAGCUGUCAGCCUUAAAAUCCAAACCCUCAAAUCAAAUAACAGCAUGGCGCAGGCCAUGAAAGGAGUCACUAAAGCCAUGGCCACCAUGAACAGACAGUUGAAGUUGCCACAGAUUCAGAAGAUCAUGAUGGAGUUUGAGCGCCAAAGUGAAAUCAUGGACAUGAAGGAGGAGAUGAUGAACGAUGCAAUCGAUGAUGCAAUGGGAGAUGAAGACGAUGAAGAGGAGAGUGAUGCUGUGGUUUCUCAAGUUCUGGAUGAGCUGGGUCUAAAUCUGUCUGACGAACUAUCAAGCCUGCCUUCUACCGGAGGAAGCCUUUCGGUUGCAGCUGGGAAGAAAGCUGAACCGCAGCCUACACUGGCAGAUGCGGAUGCUGACUUAGAGGAGAGGCUGAACAACCUCAGGAGAGACUGAGAAAGACUUUCAGUGAAGGUUUUGAUUCACUAAAAUGUAGACUGAUGCAAAGAGGGGAUAUGAAUGCUCUUUUAUUCUGACAUUUGACGCUUUAAUGCGUCCCUUUUGUUUUUCUGUCCUCUUUUGAUGACAUGUGCUAUGAAAAUGUUACCAAACACGUAACCCAAAUGAAGAUGCAAUGCAUCAGACUGCUCCUGUUUAGACAAAACCAUUUAAAGGAGAUAAAUCAACAAAGAAGCUUACCCUCCAAUUCCAACUUGAUCUUUUGAGGAAGUCUUAACACUAUUUCAUUGCUAUAAAAAUCGGUUUAUCACACAUCAUAUCUUAAUUCUAAUAAACAGAUGGUGAUACUAAUAUUUUAUAUAUAUAUGCAAAAUAUAUAUAUGUACAAGAUGGAGUCACUCCAAAGGUAUAUCAGAGAAAUCUCUUUGAAAUACCCAUGCUAUUAUACUAUCAUUAUCUUCUAAUAAUAUUUUUAUUGUGAUCUUUUAGUGGUAAAUACUUUCAUAUAAUAAAUGUGGUGGUACAGUAUAUUUGUUUCUCAAAGUGAUUGAUUUCUAGUCCCAGGCCUGUUCAGUGAACUGUAAACCUUCAUGAACUAAAGUUUGUGCAAGGCAACAUCUCAGUAACUUUUCAUUCAAUUAAAAAAAAUCUUGGAGGCAGUUUUCCAAAGCUUGUUUCGUCACAGAAUAAUCUAAGGAAAUAUUAAAAAUAUUAUCAAUGUAUUUAUCUCAUGGUGAAUCAAAAGAGUUGGUAUAUUUUGAAUAUCUUAUUUUGCAAUUUUUUUUGGUCAAUAAACAUUUUUCACACUUA